Hemibagrus wyckioides is the source of this 2115-nucleotide messenger RNA. Its product is annotated as collagenase 3-like. Gene Ontology annotation, biological process: collagen catabolic process; proteolysis; extracellular matrix organization. Gene Ontology annotation, cellular component: extracellular matrix. The record is from RefSeq and is a predicted model, not a curated record. Lineage: Eukaryota; Metazoa; Chordata; Actinopteri; Siluriformes; Bagridae. The coding region runs from base 730 to 2037 and encodes 435 amino acids. Gene Ontology annotation, molecular function: zinc ion binding; metalloendopeptidase activity. The transcript is spliced from 10 exons.
AAGGUGCCAAGAAGAACCCAAAAAGGGGUUGAUGCUAUAGGAGAAAUAUUUUUGGUUCACCAAAGAACUUUUUAGUAAAUGGUACUUAGAGGAACCCAAUUUUUCUUAGUGGUAUAAAGAACAUUUUCAUAGCCUAAAGAACUUUUUUCCUUUGAUAUUAAAUAUCAUAUACCAUACAUGCUGACAAACCUUUAUUUUUUAAAGUGUAGGACAAGAGAAAAUAAAAAUCUUCUACCAUCUGUCACAGAAUUAUUCUGCUUAAAAUACAUCGGAAACAUUGAUCAUCAUAAUUCAUACAACUGCUUGUCUGGUAAAAUGGAAUGACAUUCUGUUGUGUUUUUUAUGGCAAUAUUUUACAAAUGAAAAUUUAAUUUUAAAAAACACUUAAAAAUCCAGGAGUUCCACAACAGUUCUACUGAAAGUUUCUAAUGGGGUUCUACUUAGAGUCUUUCCUGAAAGUAAAAGCUUUUUUGUUCCCCAGAGCAGCAAUCCAUAAAAACCUAGAAAUCUAGAGAUUUCUAGAUAAUGUUUUUCAACACAACAUGGGUAUUAUUCUGUAAUAAGUAUUACUUCCAGCAUUUCUAGAUGAAAAACCUUUGAAAUUAGAUAUCUGUUGAUGCUUUAUCGUUCCCAUGACUCAGGUUGUUGCUCAAUACCUGAUCCAUUACUGUAUAAAAAGAUAGGCAGUGAAACCUACAAACUACCUCAGGUUCUUGGUGAAUUAUCAAGAUGAAGACUUACUACCUGUGUGUCCUCAUGACCCUGGUUUUUAUGGUUCACGCAGGUCCAGUACCACCAUCUACUAAGAAGAGUGAUGAAGAAUUAACAAAGAAUUAUUUCAAAACAACAUCCAACAUGAAAGAGGAGAACAAGCUGUCCUUUGGUCGCAAGGUCAGUGAGACGAAGCAGCUUUUCAAGUUAAACGUGACAGGAACUCUGGAUGCUGAAAUGCUGGAGAAGCAUUACUGUGGAGUUCCAGAUGUUCCAAGAGCUGAAAAGUACAAAUGGUCUACAAACAAGUUGACCUACAGGAUCGAGAAUUACACUCCUGACAUGUCUGUGGCUGAAGUGGACGACUCUAUCGAGAGAGCACUUCAGGUCUGGGCUCGCGUUACUCCGCUGAGGUUCACUCGCAUCUACAGCGGUGUAGCUGACAUCAUAAUCUCUUUUACUGUAGGAGAUCAUGGUGAUGGAUCCCCAUUUGAUGGACCUAAUGGUCUCUUGGCUCAUGCAUUUGGCCCCGCUGUUGGCCUUGGUGGAGACACCCAUUUUGAUGAUGAUGAGACCUUCACCUUCAAGUCUGCUGAUGGAUACAUCUUGUUCUUGGUGGCUGCACAUGAAUUUGGUCACGCCCUGGGCCUGGACCAUUCCAGUGAUCCUGGAGCACUCAUGAAUGCAAGGUACACCUACAGAGAUGUUGACAACUUCCUUCUUCCUGGAGACGACGUUGGAAAAAUUCAGGCUCUCUAUGGUCCAAACCCUGAAAUGCCUGAUGUGCCCACACCUCCAUCCACUCCUAAUGCCUGUGACCGCAAUCUGGUCCUGGAUGCUGUUACAACCCUGCGUGGAGAGAUGUAUUUCUUCAAGGAUAAAUUUUUCUGGCGCCGCCACCCUCAGAACCCUCAAACUGAGCAAUUUCUGAUUAAGAGCUUUUGGCCUGAGCUUCCAGAUAAUAUUGACGCUGCUUUCGAGGAUCCAUCAGAUGACUUGGUGUACAUCUUUAAAGGUCAGAAGGUCUUGGUUCUCAGUGGUUAUGAUGUCGUGAAUCGCAAGAGUCUUAGUAGCUUUGGCUUGACGGCCAAAGAGAAAAAAAUUAACGCUGCCUUGUAUGAUGAGCAUACUGGAAAGAUCUUGUUCUUUGUUGACAAAUCAUACUACAGCUACAAUUCAAACAAGAAGAAGAUGGACGAGGGUUACCCUAAACCGGUGGACGAGAGAUUCCCCCAAGUAUCAGGAAAGGUCUCUGCAGCCUUCCAGUACAAAGCCUCCGAGUCCAAACCAACACAGGGAAGAUCGUUGAGGAGGAGACAUCCAUGAAGAUGUUCUACACAAGCUGCUUUCUCAUCGCACUGGCGAUCACCGUUCAGUCAGGUCCGAUCCCGAAACAAGCCGAGC